Trichobilharzia szidati is the source of this 1439-nucleotide messenger RNA. The record is from the annotation of a GenBank genome assembly. NCBI's taxonomy places the organism in Eukaryota, Metazoa, Platyhelminthes, Trematoda, Strigeidida, Schistosomatidae.
GUACGAUUCAGAGAUCUAUUUUUCGUAAACAAACGUGGAGUGGACAAUAUCUUCAUUUUACCAGUUUUGUUCCUAUCCAGUAUAAACGUUCCCUAGUGAAAUGUUUGUUCUCAAGGGCCCGAAAAAUAUGCACGAGUGACACAGUGAUGGAUGAGUUUCGACAUAUACAUUCAGUUUUAUUAGCUAAUGGUUAUCCGGAAAACUUUAUCACUUGUCACAGUAAAGAAAGACCACAUCUCGAAAAGACAGCUUCGGUACCAAAGAAAGCUAUCUUUAUAAACCUACCAUUCAAGGGUGAUCAGAUUAUGCAGUUGACAGCUCAAAGACUCCGGUCAGCCAUCAAACGCACAUUCUACGCCGCAUCUCUUUUCCUCACUUGCCGAACAUUUUCAAUCCCUGUACCUACGAUUAAACGACGAAAUUCUGUGGACUCUACUUCAAACUGUAUCUACAAGUUCACCUGCAGCUGCGGUGACACCUAUAUAGGUAGAACCAACAGAAUGUUCCAAUGUCGUCGGAAAGAACAUGUUCCAAAAUGGCUACUAAAUCACAUAGAAAAUCCCAAUGCCAGUAAUCUGAAUAGAAAUCCAGCAUCAUCCAUUGCAAAACACUUAUUAAUGUCAGGUCACAAAAUAAAUAUUAAUGACUGUUUUACAAUUAUUUCACAUAACUCUAAUUCAAGGUUAUUGAAGGUGAUGGAAGCACUUUGGAUUAAUCACAUACAGCCUAAACUGUGUGUACAAAAAUCAAUAGACUUCAAUCUUCGCCUACCCUGGACUACUUGACCUAUCUAAAUAUGAUUGGUCAUUAGUAUGUACUUUUGUUUUUAUUUAACUGAGUAAUUGUCAUGAACUUUAUUUUAUUAUUGUUAACCAUGUUAGUUGUAAAGCGGUUGUAAAGAAACUACGAAAUGAUAUCAUCUCGCGAAAUUUGUCUUCUUAAUGCCUUAUUCAAAUUUAUCAAAGGGACUAAUUGUUUCACUUUUCUCAAACGAAGGCUCCCGAAAGAUACUAUAAGACUUCUGAACCGUCUUCUAGAUCUGAGAUGUAAAAUUGUUAUUCAGCGUGAACGACUAAGGUUUUAUCGCAACUGCAUCCAAAAUAAAAAUUUUCCUAUAUCAUUUUACAAAUCACUACGUCGAAAUAAGUCAAAAUCUUCACUCUCCAAUCUUCAACAUCUUGCUGAAUUAGAAAUUGAUCAAAUUAAUGACAAACUUUCGAAAUUUAUUGAAACACACCAAAGACUAAUUCCCGUUAUGGAUAAUUUAUCUUUAGUAUGUCGAAUUAAAUUCACUGUAUUUUGCAAUGAUAUGGUAAAAAAGACUAUAAUUUCCACGGAACAAAAAUUAACAAAAUCUUUGAAAGAAACGAAUCAUAUUUUGGAAUUUCCUCAAGAUAUCCACAAGCAUAUAAUUAAUUUAUCUAACUGCACUCUAUCCC